This is a messenger RNA of Australozyma saopauloensis, 810 nucleotides long. RefSeq lists its product as uncharacterized. The coding region runs from base 1 to 810 and encodes 269 amino acids. The record is from RefSeq and is a predicted model, not a curated record. The transcript has a single exon. Lineage: Eukaryota; Fungi; Ascomycota; Pichiomycetes; Serinales; Metschnikowiaceae.
AUGUUACAACAAAAUCUAUUCGGAAUUCACUAUUUUUUGUUAUCCGUUCUUUUUUUCAAAAUGGACAAGUUCAAGAGCAAGUUCACUUGUUUUUCAAAGGACAGAGACCAUCUUUCCGCUGCACAAAAGUUUUGCGAGACUGAGAAAAAAGAUGAACUAAGCAAAGCCGUUUUUAAUUUCAGACUCAUGGUAAUACAAAUCAAUCUGGAGACAAACUUAGCCGAAUUUAAUGUUGAUGGACCUCAAUAUAAUAAAAAAACCACCUUAAAACAUCAACUAUCAAAAGAUGUAUAUCUCGCUACGGAGGCACAAAAGGACCUCAGUCAUCCAAAAUUAUUUCUAGCUCAAAUUCAAGACAAAUUUUCUGAAGUGAGUAGACUCAAGAAGUCGCCAAUUUUUACCAAAAAGUCAGAGCUUAAGACAAAAGAUACCAAGUUCUUUGUCGUUGAGAACUACAUCCAAUUGAUCGAAAGAGACUACAAGCUUUUCCAGGAAUUCCAAGAAUAUAGAAAAACCGUGCUGAAAUCACUAUGCAACAAUCUCAAUACUUAUGAAAAAAAGGUAUGGACCUUCUCGACAAGUAAAAAAAUCAAAGAAGAUAUUGACAGGUAUAAUCCACUAGAACGCCCAUCUGAGGAUUUUCGAAAGGCUAGUGGAGAUGCCAAACACUACAAAUUGCAAAUGCAGCUUAUCGCCGGUCGCAUAAUAAAGUAUCAUCGAUUGAUAUUUGAUUCGCCCCUUCUCAGGGUUGAGAAGAUGACUCUUUCGACCAUACCCAAUAUUUCAGACGACGAAGACUCGUAUUCAUGA